Molecule: messenger RNA, 610 nt
Organism: Paraglomus occultum
Lineage: Eukaryota; Fungi; Glomeromycota; Glomeromycetes; Paraglomerales; Paraglomeraceae
Source: the annotation of a GenBank genome assembly
GCUAAAACAAUUUGGAAUCAAAGUCUUGGUAUGCGAUAAAGACAACACACUUACCCUUCCGUACGAUCCUCAUUUACAUAAACCCUUUGAGGAUGCAUGGAAGCAAGCGCUUGAUGAAUUCGGUAGAGAUAACGUGGUGAUAAUAUCGAACUCGGCUGGUACGCCGGAUGACCCAGAUUUCUCAAAGGCACGAGAAAUUGAACAGUCUAUAGGCAAGUCCCCACAAUCCCUUUCCAAUCUUUUUAUGCAUUUAUUAUUUAUCGCGCAACUAUCACAUUUCUUUUUCACUUUACAGAAACCAGGGACACCGUUUUCUGCAGUCCGUUCACACUUCCAGCAUCAUACUUCGCUACGUCCACACGAGGCCGUCGUUAUCGGAGAUCGACUACUUACAGACGUGCUGUUUGGUAAUGUGAAUGGAAUGCCUAGCAUUCUAGUCACGGACGUGCCCAGUGAGCUUGGGGAUAAUCCUUCUGCCGUUAAGAUUCGAAGAGCAGAACAUCGUCUUGUUCAAUGGAUGGUAAAGAAGGGAAUCGAACCACUAGGAUCAAAGGAACGGGGAGAAUUACGUAAAGUGAUGAGUGAGAGGGAUGUGACUCGUGAAAUAUGA